This is a messenger RNA of Larimichthys crocea (large yellow croaker), 3694 nucleotides long. RefSeq names its product nuclear factor, interleukin 3 regulated (gene nfil3). Gene Ontology annotation, cellular component: nucleus. Gene Ontology annotation, molecular function: DNA binding; DNA-binding transcription factor activity. The record is from RefSeq and is a predicted model, not a curated record. Gene Ontology annotation, biological process: regulation of DNA-templated transcription; circadian rhythm; DNA-templated transcription. Bases 302 to 1663 code for a protein of 453 amino acids. The transcript is spliced from 2 exons. Lineage: Eukaryota; Metazoa; Chordata; Actinopteri; Sciaenidae.
UAACCACUGACCUACUAACACAGAUCCAUGAGUCAGUGGCCACCUUGAGAGGAAAGCCAUGGGAAGAAGAGCUGGCUGGGCGCUUCGCGACUUGUAGGAUUUGAUCGAGUUCCAGUUAACCCGUGGAGCCUGUCCGUGAUACGCGGUGGAAACGCGGACGGACGCUUUGAAGAAGGCACAGAGAAGAUUUCCUUAACUUAAGUGGAUUCAUCCGAUGUGGCAGUCACUGUUGCUGCAGACAAGCAUUAUGGUGUACAGUUAAAGACCUCUGAGCAUAUCGACAGAAGCCAACAGUGAUAAUAUGCAAUCAGUCAAACAAGAGGUGGAUUCCAGCGAGUCCUACAGUGGAGAGGAUGCCCUGGUCCUGGCUGUGGCCUUACAGGGGGCUAACAGAGACCUAAUGGGCCACAAAAUCUCCGCAAUUCCGUUCAAGGCUAAAACAUCUUGCCGUAGGAAAAGGGAGUUUAUCCCAGAGGAGAAAAAAGACAACCUUUACUGGGAGAGGCGCCGCAAAAACAAUGAAGCGGCCAAGCGCUCCAGAGAGAAGCGGCGCAUCAAUGACAUGGUGCUUGAGAACAAGCUGAUGGCUCUGGGAGAGGAAAACGCCUCGCUGAAGGCUGAGCUGCUGUCGUUGAAGCUGAAGUUUGGCCUGGUGAGCUCGGCGGUGUAUGCCCAAGAAGUCCAGAAGCUAUCCAGCUCCACCAAUGUCAACCUCUAUCAGGAGUUUGUUCCUCCAAGUGCUGGCCAAGGUUCCAGCAGGGAUUUGGAGCCAAUUCACCUACGAAGCAGCUGUAUAUCAGUCAUCAAGCAUUCACCUCACAUGCCCGAGACAUGUAUUGCAACUCAGGGGAGCUUCAGUAUCUGCAGGACUGCAGAGGUCAAGCAAGAACCAGCAGAGAAUGGCAGCUAUGCACAGGAGAGGAGUAGUCCCUUUGAACUCUAUAGAAACUAUGUGGCCAGCCCUUUGUCUGGAGUCUACUCCCAACCUGCUUCAUUUCUCCAGGUAUCCAGGUCAUCCAGUAACUCCCCCAGGAGCUCAGAUGAUGGUGCCGUCAGCAAAUCAUCAGAUGGUGAGGAUGAGCAGCAGGUCCCCAAAGGGUUGAAUCCGUCUGUAGCUGACCCAAGAAGUGUCAUUGUCUCCACACACAAAGUGCCAGAUGUCAGUUCUUCAGCUUUGCCCCAUAAACUGCGGAUCAAAGCCAGAACCAUCCAAAUCAAAGUGGAGGCCAUCGACCCUGAAUACGAGUCCUCUGGUCCUGUCAGAAUUUCAGAGGGAGGAUGCUACCAGACCUCUCAGGACUCUUCAGAGUACACCCAGUCCUCCCCAUGCCCUUUGUCAUUACAGGUCACCAACAUGCAGGACUGGAGCCACCAGUCUGAGAAGUGGCAUAAAAGCAGCACAGAGACACAGCAGAAUGGCUGCAAGAGUAGCAGGCUAACCCCAAGCCCUGUUGCACACAGAAGCAUGUUGGAUGUGAAAGAACCGUCCUAUGCACACCCACAUGCUGAGGACUUGUAUUUAAAACAGGGCCUGGCUGACCUGUCUGCAAAAGUGGCCUCUCUGAAAAGACUGAUCAAAACACAGCAAGGCUCUGUGAUAGAGUCAACCAAAAGCACCAGUGAUCACCAGGAGUCCUUGUCAAAAGAAUAUUCCACCAAAUGAUCUUUGUUUGUUUGUAUGUAUUCUGUAUUUGCUGUUGCACUGUGUGGUUUGGUUGAUAUUGGGCUGAAACAAUGUUUUGAUUACUGUAUAUUUUCAAAUAUGAGCUACACAAACAAAGGCUGUUUGCUUGUACAGGUUGAAAAAUAUUGAGGAUGUGUGGAAGUACCUGUACUUGAAGUUCACGUGGUAUAUCAGCACAGUGCACCAUGCGACAGCACUAAGUUCAUCAACUGUCAUGUCAUUCAGCACUCUGCGCCUCACUUUCUGUCUUCAGCUACUCUCACAUGCUAGUGGACCAUCACACUCCUCUCAUAUAUUUGUUCCCAUGUAUGACUGUAAGAUUCAAAGAUUCACAAUUUUAAAAGAAUAAAUAAAUGGUCGACUGCUGUAUUAGCCAUUUUGUGAUGUGUGUUAUGACACAGCAGAAGGAAUCUACAGCUAAUGACAUGGCUUACCUUCCUGUGCAGGCCACAUUUUGGCCUUCGGCUCCAGAGUUUGGUCUCCUCUCAAAGUGGAUGUUCUGCAGAUUUAUUCCAUGAUCCACCACACGAGAUGAAUAGAUCCCCAGCUUUGUUACAGUAGUUUGAUCAGGGAAUGAAAAACCAGUGGGAAUUAAUUGGUGAUUUAAAGAACUAUAUCAGAAAAACACUUGAGAGCAGCAGAGUGGUUAGUAUGACGUGACUCAGAGUUAGUGCUGAAGUACAUUUGACUUUAAUUCUAAUUCUAAUUGACAGGUGAAGCAGAUCUGAAAAGAAUCACCUACAGUAAAUAAAUUAUCUUUGAGCACUAUUUGAGGAUUUACAGUAAAUGAAUGAUGUGUGACAGAUAUCAUUCAUGUGUAGGACAUUGUGUAGAGCUUUUAUUUUUCUUUUACCAAAUGAUUCAUGACUGCUGUUACUGGCCUCUGCCCCUCAGUAUACACCUACUGUCACUGAACACUGUUCUGUAUUGAUGUUGUGGUGCUGGACCGGGCCCAGGUAUGUGUGCUCUACCCUGUCCUGCUGCAGCCACUAUCAUUACAUGUUAGGCCAAAGUUUGCAGUCUGGCCAUUCUUUGCCUUAAACCUGAAAUGUUUUUUUAUUAAUGUACUGUGGUCUUUGUAUCCAUUUGCAUGUUGGUGUGGUGACUGGUCGGAGACGUCCAUACCUCUGCUUUAGAGGAAUGUUCAGCAGUGCUUUAUUUUAUGGGUUUUAAUCAUUUCUUGACAUUUCCUGGAAAGAACUAUGUAUUUUAAUAUUAAUUGUGGGUGAAAAGAUCCAGAGUUCUUUUCUGGAGUCUAACAAAGAUGAGCCUGUAAAAUUCAGCACUUCUGCUUUUGUUCUGUCCUUGUCCUGGUCGACUGUUAAUAACCUUCAUCACUUUAGUAAUCAUACUGUACAUGUUGAAAUCAAUGAUGUUUGCUCCAUCAUCUCUGCUGUAGUUCACCAAAGCCAAAAGUUAGAGUUACAUUUUGGCUUCAACCUAAGUUUAGCAUAACAAUGAAAUAGGCUCUGCUACAUUUACUGGUUCACAGUUACAAACAGCCAUUGCUUCGCUUCAGUUUUUAAUUGAAUUUUUGUUGAAUAUUUCAAUCUUUCAGGCUGCUGGUUAAACAGACUGUGAUGACACUGGAUGGAGAAAUAAGACUAGUGUCUGAUGAACUGAAAAGCUCUGGCAUAUUCGGACACAUUCUGUUCUUAAAUGUUCUGAAUUUUUAGAAACAUGACAUUUCCAGAGGUUCAGCAAUAUGGAAUGUACAGCUGUCAGGGUCUUAUCAAAUGGUUUGAUUUUCUUAUAGCCAUUUAGGGUGAUCCCUAUCACACAUUGACCUUCUCUAUAAUCAGCAAACAUACUUACUUCAGUACUUCAUUGAUAGGAUGUCAGAUGAUACAGUUCAUUUCAAAAGGAUUGUUGUCAUAGAUUGUAAUAUCUCCAUGACGACAAUGAUGCAAACAUUUGCCCAGCAGCCUGAAGUCCAGCUACCAGAACACUUUUCUCAAGAUUUAUUGUAAUUGUGAGUUGUGUGUUUCCAAUAAAUGUUUUGUCACUGAA